AAAACAAGUGGCCAUCGCUCUCUCAAUAUUCGACACUUCUGAUGUCACGAAUAAUAAAUAUGUAAUUCUCUCUUGACUUUAUAAAUACACUUUAUAAAAUGCACUUAUUUAAUAUCUACUUGAUGCGGAAUAAGUACAUUUUAUGUAAUACCUCGUGCAUAUGCAUAUAUGGUAGUCAUUGAACGUUACUUUCCUAGUGCGCUUCGUCACUACGGGAACAGGCGUCCAAAGUCAUAUGUAGAAACUUUUAUAAAUUAAAGUUAUAAAUAAAAAAAAAUAUAUACAAUAAUCAUUUACCCUCGAAAUCGAAUUAAACAGCUUAGAGCAUACUACUCCAUUUAUAGAUUGUUCAUUGCAAUACACUGGUAAAUGUGUGUAUCAAUAGGUGGAUUCGGUCAUCACUGGUGGGACAAUCCAAAUUCACAUAUGUACAUACAUAUGCAUGUAUAUUGGCGUGUGUUUUGUGGUUGUGUGGCCUGGCUCACCUGUUUAGGCUUUCAGGAGCAAACUCACAUGUUCUGGAUCUGCGGUGGAAACAUCUUUUCAACAUUACUCCAUCGGUUGUUUUUUGUGACUGAGUGCCGUAGCGGGAUUCGGAGUCGGGUGGUUGUUAUUUGGCUUGUUUGCUGGCAAAGGCAGCAGUCGCAGACCACAAGCUCGACGGGAACCACGCGCGACGGCAUUGGACGCGAACUAGCUUUGGCCGCCACGAACGCAAUCAAAACAAAAGACUUCCGAACCGGUAGAAGUGCGAGUUCGACUAUUGCCCUGUGUUUUUUCUUAUCAGCUGCAGUAUCAAUAUCAGAACCACCAUUCGCCGCGACCAAAAAAGAACGCUUCCGAACUUAUUCAAUUUAGAGUUGGUCGUCCCCCAGGCACCAUGAGCAAAGCCAAAUCAGCCGCCCACGAGCCGACGAUUCACUACCUGGACAGCGUGCUAAGCGAGGAGGAAAAGCGGUGCUCCUAUGGCCAUCAGUGGCGCAAUAUUUCCAUUUCCCGAUCCGGACGCUUUCGUUCGAAAAACAAAAAGCGGGAUGCGGUCGACGGAAUGUUCUUCGACGCCGAAACAGGAUCUAUGCAGGACAUCGAGAAGGCGGAAGUAGGUGUGGCAACGUUCUGAAGCUUGCGAUCAGUGAUGCCAAUUCAGCCUUUUUCCGGACAGAUCUGUCCUGUUUUUUACUGCUUCAUCUGGAAAAAAUGUCAAACAUCGCCAACCCGGAAAUCUGUCUUUUUUUAAGAUUUUUAUCCUGAAAUCUAUCCUUUUUAGACAAUGUUACAAUUUUUAAAAAGUAAUUAGUAUAAUUUUGUAUAAAUUCAAAUGUUUUUGUUUGCAAACUAUGUGGCAUCUUUUCUAAGCAAAAUGUUAUCGAUAUUGUGUGUAUUCGAAUGAAUAUCGGCAAUUUUUGGCACAGAAGAACACAUGCAAAGUACAUACAUUUUACCAAAAUGCCAAAAGAUAAAGACGGGUAUAAACAAAAAUUUCGCGAUUUCUGGCUUGACCAGCCAGAAUUUAAAAACUGGUUAACUAAACUCCAUUUGAUAAAUACAAAGGCUUUUGCAAAUACUGCAAAAGCAGUAUCAAUUCAAUUGACGAUGAAACGCUAAAUGCGAUUUUAGCAGUCAG
This is a messenger RNA of Drosophila teissieri, 1624 nucleotides long. RefSeq lists its product as uncharacterized. The record is from RefSeq and is a predicted model, not a curated record. The transcript has 2 exons. NCBI's taxonomy places the organism in Eukaryota, Metazoa, Arthropoda, Insecta, Diptera, Drosophilidae. Bases 881 to 1120 code for a protein of 79 amino acids.